Messenger RNA from Miscanthus lutarioriparius, 690 nucleotides. Lineage: Eukaryota; Viridiplantae; Streptophyta; Magnoliopsida; Poales; Poaceae. The record is from the annotation of a GenBank genome assembly.
AUGAUGCAGUGGUGGGGCAUGGGGACUCUGGCUGUAGGAGGAAGGGUCUGUGGAAUAGUGCUGGGGCAGUGGAGCCAGUGCGUUCAUGAUGGCGGAGCAAUUUUUAAUUUUGUGCUAGAAGGGAAUGCCCUUAAGGCCAUAGAGCUGACAGAAGAAAUGGCACCUAACUUGCUAGAGAAUGAUAUUGAUCUAUAUUUUGAUCUUCUAAGUCUCCACUUCAUUGAGCUAGUUCGUUCCAGAAAAUGCACAGAAGCUCUUGAGUUUGGCCAGAAAAAUUUGACAUCAUUUGGGAAGGUUCGCAAGUAUGUUGAGAAACUAGAGGACUUUAUGGCCCUCCUGGCUUAUGAAGAGCCUGAGAAGUCACCUAUGUUUCAUCUACUAAGCCCAGAGUACAGGCAGAAUGUUGCAGAUAGCUUGAAUCGGGCUGUCCUCGCACAUGCUAAUCUUCCGGCAUAUUCAUCGUUGGAGAGAGUGGUACAGCAAGCGACUGUGGUUAGACAAUACUUACAGCAAGAAGUUGGCAAGAACUUCAGAGGUUCAUCCGGGAAGAAUUCAAUGACGGUCGGGCCAUGGGGAGGUCUAGGAGGAGAUCCAGAGGACGAUGGUGUUAACUCCGCAGUGCGCCAGAUCAUCAUCAGUCAUGGUGCGGCCAUUGAUUCCAUACAGUUCGAGUAUGACCUGAGAGGCUGA